AUGGCUAUCGGCAACAUCUACGUGAUUGCCGGCGUGUCCGUCGUCGGCGGCGCGCUCUUCGGCUUCGACAUCUCGUCUGUGUCGGCCCAGCUGGCCGAGCAGUCGUAUCUCUGCUACUUCAACCAGGAUGAGAACCCGCCAACCACGGCCGACGGCAAAUGUGGUGGUCCGCGGUCUCUCGUCCAGGGCGGCAUCACCGCCUCCAUGGCUGCCGGCUCCUGGCUGGGAGCUCUGAUCUCGGGUCCUCUGUCUGAUCGACUGGGCCGCAAGUACUCCAUCAUGGUCGGAUGUAUCAUCUGGGUCAUUGGUUCCACUCUCUCCUGUGCCUCCCAAAACAUUGGUAUGCUCAUUGUCGCCCGUAUCAUCAACGGCCUCUCCGUCGGUAUCGAAUCUGCUCAGGUCCCCGUCUACAUUGCCGAAAUCUCUCCUCCCUCCAAGCGUGGUCGCUUCAUUGGUAUGCAGCAAUGGGCCAUCACCUGGGGCAUUCUCAUCAUGUACUACAUCUCCUAUGGCUGCUCCUUCAUUGGCGAUGACAACCCCGUCAGCUACAACACGGCCGCCUGGCGUAUCCCAUGGGGUCUCCAGAUGGUCCCCGCCUUCUUCCUCUUCUUCAUGAUGAUGCUUCUUCCCGAGUCUCCUCGUUGGCUCGCCCGCAAGGACCGCUGGGAGGACUGCCGCGCCGUCCUCACUCUGGUCCACGGCAAGGGUGACCCUAACCACCCCUUUGUCGCCUACGAGCUGCAGGACAUCAAGGACAUGUGCGAGUUUGAGCGCCAGCACUCCGAUGUCACCUACCUCGACCUGUUCAAGCCUCGCAUGCUCAACCGUACCUUUAUUGGUCUCUUUACUCAGAUCUGGUCGCAGCUGACUGGCAUGAACGUCAUGAUGUACUACAUUGCCAACAUCUUCUCCAUGGCUGGUUACAGCGGCAAUGCCAACCUGCUCGCCUCGUCCAUCCAGUACAUCAUCAACGUUCUCAUGACCAUUCCUGCCCUGCUCUGGGUCGACAAAUGGGGUCGCCGCCCCACGCUCCUCGUUGGUUCCGUUCUCAUGGCCCUGUGGAUGUACGCCAACGCCGGUAUUCUCGCCACCUACGGUGAAGUCGUUCCCGGCGGUAUCGACCACGUUGCUGCCCAGUCGAUGCGUGUCACCGGUGCUCCCGCCAAGGGUCUCAUCGCCUGCACCUAUCUCUUUGUGGCUUCCUUUGCACCCACCUGGGGUCCCGUCUCCUGGACUUACCCCCCGGAGCUGUUCCCUCUCCGUCUCCGAGGCAAGGGUGUCGCCAUGGCCACGUCUGGAAACUGGGCCUUCAACACCGCUCUGGGUCUCUUUACCCCCGUGGCCUUUGCCAACAUCAGAUGGAAGUCGUACCUCAUCUUCGCCGUCUUCAACACCGUUGCCUUCUUCCACGUCUUCUUCGUCUUCCCCGAGACUGCCGGAAAGACGCUGGAAGAGACCGAGGCCAUGUUUGAGGACCCCAACGGCAUUCCCUACCUGGGAACUCCCGCUUGGAAGACCAAGGUCGCAACCAACCUCACUGUCCGUGCCGAGCGCGGCGACGUCGAGGCCAAGAUUGCCCACGACACCGAGAAGCCUCCGAUCCACACUCACGAGGAGGAGACUACCCAGUAA
This is a messenger RNA of Trichoderma aggressivum f. europaeum, 1632 nucleotides long. RefSeq lists its product as uncharacterized. Lineage: Eukaryota; Fungi; Ascomycota; Sordariomycetes; Hypocreales; Hypocreaceae. The transcript is spliced from 3 exons. The record is from RefSeq and is a predicted model, not a curated record. Gene Ontology annotation, molecular function: carbohydrate:proton symporter activity. Bases 1 to 1632 code for a protein of 543 amino acids. Gene Ontology annotation, biological process: carbohydrate transport; transmembrane transport. Gene Ontology annotation, cellular component: membrane.